This is a messenger RNA of Vitis riparia (riverbank grape), 4563 nucleotides long. RefSeq names its product probable LRR receptor-like serine/threonine-protein kinase At3g47570. NCBI's taxonomy places the organism in Eukaryota, Viridiplantae, Streptophyta, Magnoliopsida, Vitales, Vitaceae. The coding region runs from base 74 to 4180 and encodes 1368 amino acids. Gene Ontology annotation, molecular function: protein kinase activity; ATP binding; receptor serine/threonine kinase binding. Gene Ontology annotation, biological process: protein phosphorylation. The transcript has 7 exons. The record is from RefSeq and is a predicted model, not a curated record.
CUGCUCUUACAAACCUCAUCGUCUCCUUCAACCAUUAUCAACUAUCUUUUCUUCUUACUUUCUCAUAGCAAAGAUGCAUCUUUUUUCAUCUUAUGUUUUAGUGUGUUUUUGGGUGCAUUGCUUCGCACCCAUGGUGUUGUCCAUCAAUUUGGUUGAUGAGUUUGCUCUUAUUGCCUUGAAAACCCACAUUACAUAUGAUUCCCAAGGUAUUUUGGCAACAAAUUGGUCUACCAAAAGCCCCCACUGCAGUUGGAUUGGAAUUUCUUGCAACGCUCCUCAACAAAGUGUUUCUGCAAUCAACCUCUCUAACAUGGGUCUUGAAGGAACUAUUGCGCCACAAGUCGGCAACCUCUCCUUUCUUGUUUCCCUUGAUCUUAGUAAUAACCACUUUCAUGGAUCUCUUCCUAAGGAUAUUGGUAAGUGCAAGGAGCUUCAACAGCUGAAUUUAUUUAAUAAUAAAUUGGUUGGAGGCAUUCCAAAAGCCAUUUGUAAUUUAUCAAAACUUGAAGAGCUAUAUCUUGGCAAUAAUCAGUUGAUUGGUGAAAUUCCAAAGAAAAUGAAUCAUCUUCAGAAUCUGAAGGUAUUAUCAUUCCCAAUGAACAACUUAACAGGUUCCAUACCGGCCACCAUUUUCAACAUAUCUUCUUUGCUCAAUAUUAGUCUCUCCAAUAAUAACCUCUCUGGGAGUCUUCCCAUGGAUAUGUGCUACGCCAAUGCAAAGCUCAAGGAGCUUAAUCUUUCAUCAAAUCAUUUGAGUGGAAAGAUCCCCACUGGUUUAGGCCAAUGUAUGAAGUUUCAAGUAAUUUCCUUAUCAUAUAAUGAUUUCACGGGAAGCAUACCAAGUGGAAUCGGUAACUUGGUGGAGCUUCAGAGAUUGUCUCUACGGAAUAACAACUUGACAGGAGAAAUACCUCAAUUAUUGUUCAACAUCUCUUCGUUGAGGUUUUUGAGUCUAGCAAUAAAUAACCUAGAAGGUGAAAUCCCCUCUAGUUUGUCACAUUGCAGAGAACUCCGAGUGCUAUCAUUAUCUUUCAAUCAGUUCACUGGAGGCAUUCCACAAGCCAUAGGGAGUUUAUCCGACCUUGAAGAAAUAUAUCUCGGUUAUAACAAAUUGACAGGAGAAAUCCCCUCCAAUUUGUUGCAUUGCAGAGAGCUCCGAGUGCUAUUAUUAUCUUUCAAUCAGUUCACUGGAGGCAUUCCACAAGCCAUAGGGAGUUUAUCCAACCUUGAAGAAUUAUAUCUUGCCUUUAACAAAUUGACAGGAGAAAUACCUCAAUUAUUGUUCAACAUCUCUUCCUUAAGGUUUUUGUCUCUGGUAGCAAAUAACCUAGAAGGUGAAAUCCCCUCCAAUUUGUCGCAUUGCAGAGAGCUCCGAGUGCUAUCAUUAUCUUUCAAUCAGUUCACUGGAGGCAUUCCACAAGCCAUAGGGAGUUUAUCCAACCUUGAAGGAUUAUAUCUUAGUUAUAACAAAUUGACAGGUGGAAUUCCUAGAGAGAUUGGGAAUCUUUCAAAUUUAAAUAUUUUGCAGUUAAGAUCUAAUGGGAUAAGUGGCCCUAUUCCUGCCGAAAUUUUCAAUAUCUCUUCAUUGCAAGGGAUUGGUUUCGGUAAUAAUAGCCUUUCUGGGAGUCUUCCAAUGGAUAUUUGCAAACAUCUUCCUAAUCUCCAAUGGCUCUAUCUUUAUCGGAAUCAUCUCAGUGGUCAACUUCCUACAACUCUAUCCUUAUGUGGAGAGCUCCUGUACCUGUCACUAUCAGUCAAUAAAUUCAGAGGAAGCAUACCAAGAGAAAUUGGCAACUUAUCAAAGCUUGAAGAGAUCUAUCUAGAUGACAAUAGCCUCGUAGGUUCCAUUCCAACUUCAUUUGGUAAUUUGAAGGCCUUAAAAUAUCUUCAGUUGGGAACAAACAAUCUUACGGGGACGAUACCAGAAGCUCUUUUUAACAUCUCUAAACUACAGACCCUUGAGUUGGUGCAAAAUCACCUUUCAGGCAGUCUCCCACCAAGUAUUGGCACUUGGCUCCCGGAUCUUGAAGGGCUUUUUAUAGGAAUCAAUGAAUUUAGUGGAAUAAUUCCAAUGUCUAUUUCAAAUAUGUCGAAACUUAUCCAACUACAAGUAUGGGACAACUCCUUCACUGGUAAUGUGCCAAAAGAUCUCGGUAACCUGACAAAGCUUGAAGUUCUCAACCUUGCAGGCAAUCAAUUGACUGAUGAACACUUAGCCUCUGGGGUUAGUUUUCUUACUUCUUUGACAAAUUGCAAAUUUUUGAGAAAUUUGUGGAUAGGUUAUAAUCCUUUGAAAGGUACUCUUCCAAAUUCACUAGGGAAUCUUCCCAUUGCUCUUGAAAGUUUUACUGCAUCAGCCUGCCAAUUCAGAGGAACCAUUCCCACAGGAAUUGGUAAUUUGACCAAUUUGAUAGAGCUGGACCUAGGAGCUAAUGACUUGACAAGGUCAAUUCCAACUACAUUGGGACGGCUACAGAAGCUCCAACUGUUGGACAUUGCUGGAAAUAGAAUACGAGGAUCCAUUCCAAAUGAUCUUUGCCAUUUGAAGAACUUAGGAUACUUGGGUUUAAGUUCUAACAAAUUGUCUGGUUCAAUCCCAAGUUGUUUUGGAGAUCUUCCUGCGCUACAAGAACUCUUUCUUGACUCCAAUGUGUUAGCUUUCAACAUUCCUACAUCCUUGUGGAGCCUUAGAGAUCUGUUGGAUCUUAACUUCUCUUCAAAUUUCUUGACUGGUAAUCUACCUCCCGAAGUUGGAAACAUGAAGUCCAUUACAACAUUGGACCUAUCAAAGAACCUUAUUUCAGGUUACAUUCCAAGAAGGAUGGGAAAACUACAAAAUUUGGCUAAACUCUCCUUGUCCCAAAAUAAACUACAAGGCUCAAUACCUAUAGAAUUUGGUGAUUUGGUAAGCUUGGAAUCCUUGGAUCUAUCCCAGAACAAUUUAUCCGGAACCAUUCCCAAGUCAUUGGAGGCCCUAAUUUAUCUCAAGUAUCUAAAUGUUUCUUUGAAUAAACUACAAGGAGAAAUUCCGAAUGGAGGACCUUUCAUAAACUUCACUGCUGAAUCGUUCAUGUUCAAUGAAGCCUUAUGUGGAGCACCUCAUUUUCAAGUCAUGGCAUGUGAUAAAAACAACCGCACUCAAUCAUGGAAGACAAAGUCAUUCAUCUUGAAAUAUAUUCUAUUACCAGUCGGAUCAACAGUAACUUUAGUGGUUUUCAUUGUUCUGUGGAUACGUAGACGAGAUAACAUGGAAAUACCAACUCCAAUUGAUUCAUGGCUCCCUGGAACACAUGAAAAGAUUUCACACCAGCAGCUUCUUUAUGCAACAAAUGACUUUGGUGAAGACAAUUUGAUUGGGAAAGGAAGCCAGGGCAUGGUAUAUAAAGGGGUAUUAUCUAAUGGCUUGACUGUUGCUAUAAAGGUUUUCAAUUUAGAAUUCCAAGGAGCCUUGAGGAGUUUCGAUUCAGAAUGUGAAGUGAUGCAAGGGAUUCGCCACCGAAAUCUUGUUAGGAUAAUUACCUGUUGCUCAAACCUCGAUUUCAAAGCGUUGGUGCUCGAAUAUAUGCCUAAUGGAAGUCUUGAGAAGUGGUUGUAUUCCCACAACUAUUUUUUGGAUCUCAUCCAAAGAUUAAACAUUAUGAUAGAUGUAGCAUCAGCAUUAGAGUACCUUCAUCAUGAUUGUUUGAGCCUUGUGGUGCAUUGCGACUUGAAGCCCAAUAAUGUUUUGUUAGAUGACGAUAUGGUUGCACAUGUGGCCGAUUUUGGGAUCGCAAAACUCUUGACUGAAACAGAGUCUAUGCAGCAAACAAAGACCUUAGGCACAAUAGGCUAUAUGGCACCAGAGCAUGGCUCAGAUGGGAUAGUAUCCACAAAGAGCGAUGUUUAUAGCUAUGGGAUCUUGUUGAUGGAAGUAUUUGCAAGGAAGAAGCCUAUGGAUGAAAUGUUCACUGGGGAUCUAACCUUGAAGACUUGGGUAGAGUCAUUAUCCAAUUCAGUGAUACAGGUUGUUGAUGCUAAUCUAUUGAGAAGAGAAGAUGAAGACCUUGCCACAAAGCUAAGUUGUUUGUCCUCUAUUAUGGCUUUAGCUUUGGCAUGUACAAGCGAUUCACCUGAGGAGAGGAUCGACAUGAAAGAUGCGGUAGUUGAACUCAAGAAGAGCAGAAUCAAACUGUUGAUGUAAGGAUUAUUUCAAAAGAUGGGAUGGAAGAUGUCAAUAGUUCAAAGGAAGCCAAAAGUCGGAAGUUGGAGCUGGUUAAGAGUACACAAAGCAAUAUCCCAGGCACUGUUAAGUAUAUGUCAUGGUUCUACAUGUUUAAUUUCUUUGGUAUUUUUCACAUGACGACCAAAUGUGAAAAAAUCAUUUGUCUUAACAAUUUUUUUUUCCUUCUUUAAUGCUUUUUGAGAACCAAACAUAAGCUAAGGGAUUUGUGGUGAUAGAUUAUCUUAGCAUAAUUUUCAAAUGAUUGAAUGACCAUGAAAAUCAUGGUUUUAGUCUUGAGUAAUAUCGUCAAUAGAAACAUAGUUUCCAAAUACAUGUAGUUUUAAUGAGCUAUGUGUGUUAAA